Verticillium dahliae VdLs.17 is the source of this 1218-nucleotide messenger RNA. RefSeq names its product mitochondrial chaperone BCS1. Gene Ontology annotation, molecular function: ATP binding; ATP hydrolysis activity. Bases 1 to 1218 code for a protein of 405 amino acids. The record is from RefSeq and is a predicted model, not a curated record. The transcript is spliced from 4 exons. Gene Ontology annotation, biological process: mitochondrial respiratory chain complex III assembly; protein insertion into mitochondrial inner membrane from matrix. Gene Ontology annotation, cellular component: mitochondrial inner membrane. NCBI's taxonomy places the organism in Eukaryota, Fungi, Ascomycota, Sordariomycetes, Glomerellales, Plectosphaerellaceae.
AUGCUCCUUGCCUGGCUCUCCGCCCAACCUUUUUUCAGAGAGGUCAACUCUUCCCUUGUCACCGUUGACAUGAAGAAGGCGUGCGCCUCCACUUCCCGUGGUCCGAGCAAGAAGCCUCUUCAGUAUGCACCGUGGAAUGGUGAGUUCUGGUUCCUCUACAAGGGCCAUUGGAUCGCCUUCAGACGCGUUGAGAAGAGCAACAACGACAUUUUCGCCCGAGAAACGGAAGAAGUCUCACUCCGGUGCUUCGGAUGGUCGAAGGGUAUCCUGGAGGCUCUAAUGGAGGAAAGCCGCGAAAAGUACCUUGAGGGUCUCCGUGGGAAAACUCUCAUCUUUGAGGCAACAGGCGGAAGGUGGGAGGAGUCCAAGACGAGAAGCAACAGAGACGUAUCGACCGUCCUCCAUGACGCCAAGGUGAAAGAAGACCUCUUGAGCGACAUUGGGUGGUUUCUUGACCCAUGCACGCGAGCAUGGUACACCGACCGAGGCCUCCCAUACCGACGAGGAUACUUGCUACAUGGGCCACCCGGCACCGGGAAGUCCAGUUUCAGCUUUUCCAUUGCUGGACAUUUCGAACUGGACAUUUAUGUUCUUAGCCUUGUCAACGUCGACGACGCCGCACUGAGCAGCCUACUAGCAAAACUGCCGCAGCACUGUGUCAUCCUCCUGGAAGACAUCGACGCAGCGACUUCGGACCGGGCACAUAUCAAGGAAGGGGAUUCCGAGUCUGUUUCCAGCGGCUCAGAGAACCAGGGCAAGAAACGCCUUGACGACGCACUGAUCCGUCCUGGCCGCGUGGACUUCAAGGUCAAGUUCCGACUUGCGGACCGAGAGCUCAUCGGGCAGCUCUUCCGCCUCAUCUUCAAAGGCUCCGACGACAUCACAACCAUCGGGCGGCUUGCCGACAAGUUUGCCGAUCAGGUCCCAGAAUCGGAGUUCAGCCAUGCCGAGGUGCUAUCUCUCCUAUUGGAACACAGGCUGUGUCCAGGCAACGCUGUGGCGGGCGUGGAAGCAUGGGUGGACAAGACCAGGGAGGAGAAGAGGGGCCUGAGAAGGGAGGGUUCUUGGUUGCAUUAUGCCCGUCAUGUCGCUACCGAGUUUGUUUCGCCUGAAUUGAAGACGUCUUUGACCGAGAUAUUGGUUAAACUCCUGCCCGCAUUUGUUCGGGCAGCCCCCAACAAGGUACUCUCCGAACUGCUCGAGCAGCCCCUACUGUAA